Messenger RNA from Schistosoma curassoni, 4781 nucleotides. The record is from the annotation of a GenBank genome assembly. Lineage: Eukaryota; Metazoa; Platyhelminthes; Trematoda; Strigeidida; Schistosomatidae.
AAUAAUAAUAAUAAUAAUAAUAAUAAUAAUAAUAAUAAUAAUAAUAAUAAUAAUAAAACCAGUUAGCAUUGAGUUGGAAACUUUGAUUUCCAUUCGAGAUAGAUAAUAUAUUUUGGCUGUUCUGAAACAAGUUUAAUUUCACCUGCUGAAAAAAGAUGCUUUUUCAUACAAAAUCUAUGAAGAGAAAUAAAUUGGACUAUAUUGUUGAUUUGCUGGUUUGCCCAUUUACAUCACUGGAAAAAUUUGAGUAAGACAUUAGACUAACCAUUUUCAAGAGGUUUUAGAUAAUUCGUAGAAAUUAGCGAUACCUGAUAUUAAGUACGAUGAAUAAAUUUUAAUAUGCGACCAAAGGGUUGAAGUAACUGAGACUAGUAAGAGGAAAUAACAUCUGGUCAGUCGACUAGGCAGUCCUGUAUCAACAUUCCUUAAGAAAUUUUACAAACACUCACAACUCAUUGUCCUUGAGCAUUUCCUCUCUGUUAAUCACUAUCAGCUCCAUUUAUUGUCAGUUAACUGAUUAUUAUUACCAUUAUCAAUGGCUUUAUUCAAUACUACAUUUUUGGUAUAAUGUAGAAUUCUCAACACAAGGUAUUUCAACAAGUUUAUUUUACAAAAAAGAAAGCAAAGUGAAAGAGACUGAUAACCACAUACAUGUAUACAUAAGUUAAGUAGGUAGAUGUUAGCGGGACAUAGACUAGAUUAAAGCAUGCUCAAUGCAUGAUUGCUUUGGUGCACGCUGAUUGGCUAAUUCUUAUCCAAUCAGCGCUAGUCGAUAGUUGGAGAAUAUUCUGGAUUCUUCUUAUGUAAAAACUAUAAAUAUACCGACGUUUUCCCCUAUUGUGCUUCCUACUGGCUUCUGACUUGCUAUUUGGAAUAUAAUCUUUUCCCUGUUCAACCGUGUUCUGAUUUGGGGACUUGUCGAGUGAAUCGGUGUCCGAGAAUACUAAGCAAUAGGAAUAGCUGGGUCAUUAACCGUAAGAACCAGAGUAUAACAGUGGCGACGGGGAAAAAUUAAAGAAAAAUGGCGAUUUCUUUAGAACAGUUGCGGUUAAUAUUACAGCACCAGCAGAAGUUGUUAGCCUUGCAACAACAACUAUUGAACACACUUUUCACUCGACCAGAAAAUAAGAAAUCUGUUUAUGAUGCAGUAACAGACAUUUCAGAAGCAUAUCUAGUGGAGGGUUCAAAUCCCUUUAUACCUGAAUCAGAACGUAAUAUUUGUAACGUGUCCGGCUCACAGCAAGAAAAUACUGUGCUGAAUGCACAUGAAGUUGUGACAAUACCAGAUGAUCAGGAGCCAGGUCCUGUAGAUGAAGCCCGGAGUCCAGAAUCAAAUGAAACACUACUGGUACUGUCUAGCUGCGAAAAUAAACGUCAGCUCGAACAAAAUUGUGGUCCACGUGCUAUUAGUCGAGAAAGCUAUGGUGACUCGUAUUCAGAAAAUAACUGGAGCAACACGAUGAACCAAAUUGUACCAGAUGUUACUCAAAAUCACCGGAAGACAGAAUUUUAUAUUGAGUCAACUUAUCCCAUUUCUAAUGACAGUGUACCAGAUAUUGAUUCUCAGAAUAAUGCAUAUGAUUUUGAUGAACCUUCUUAUAACAAUGAGGGAAAUAUGUCAGCUGAGUCGAAUGAUGGCCAAAAAUCUAAUCUAAUUCUGUUAGGCGUUGACUUUCUUAAUGACUCGUUAUCAGCUAACGAGAUUCAUAAUGAAUUUGAAAAUAAUGAACUCAGAUCAAAGGUUGUUCAUCAUCAUCUAGUCAUUUUUAGUGGAUUCUCCAGUCAAUACGAGAAACAUGGUUUAAAUAAAGUCCUACUAGUUAUAAUUUGGAGCCAUAAGGACCCAACAUUAUUUCGAGGAGGAGGAGAAUGUUGGAGAAUUAAAAGUUAUGCAUACUUUUUUUUAAGAAAAAUCAAAACGCCGGGAACAGACAUGUCAGUCUCUGUGCAAGGAAAAAGUGAUAAUUCUUCAUUGCCUAGACGAUGGACUAAUCGAAAGCACAAGCCAGUCACUCAGUUGCAGUUGGACCCUAGCACCAGAUCCUACGAAUCUGCUCAGAGGGGAGGUGUUAGCGGGACAUAGACUAGAUUAAAGCAUGCUCAAUGCAUGAUUGCUUUGGUGCACGCUGAUUGGCUAAUUCUUAUCCAAUCAGCGCUAGUCGAUAGUUGGAGAAUAUUCUGGAUUCUUCUUAUGUAAAAACUAUAAAUAUACCGACGUUUUCCCCUAUUGUGCUUCCUACUGGCUUCUGACUUGCUAUUUGGAAUAUAAUCUUUUCCCUGUUCAACCGUGUUCUGAUUUGGGGACUUGUCGAGUGAAUCGGUGUCCGAGAAUACUAAGCAAUAGGAAUAGCUGGGUCAUUAACCGUAGAAAACAGAGUUAUAACAGUAGACUACCCAGAAUUUAACGAAAUGUGUUUAAGGUGAUUUGAAUCUGUACAACUUUUUAAUUAGAAACAUAUUUGAGAAUCCAAGUUGUUGACUAGAUCAACUCUAACAACCUGUUCGUCACACAUGUUUGCUAGAUAAGGUAUUUUAGAGCCAUCACAUCUUUGCUUGCGUGCAUGCAUUCUGAUGUACUGACAUCUCGUUUUACCAGAAUAAACACAAGAAAAAAGAUACGAAUGAAGUGGAUAGUUAGCAUCUGAUAAGAUGAAAACUGCCAGGAGUUUGCAAGAUUUUGGAUGUCUAUCCACAACCAUAAUAAUAAUAACCUCAAAAGACUCAGCACACACCCUGCUAACUGUCUUCAGUACUCCCAGCAAUACAGUAGUGUUUUUCAAAAGCCCAGAAAGAAUAAUGCAGAACAGUAAAGAAUAAUAGGUAAUAUGCAAGAAUUGAAAAAUUGUAAGGACAAAUGUCGAAUAAUCCCGAAAUCAUGUAGCCUCUUUAUGUAGUAAGCUAGACGGAAAACUUUCUUCCAUGACAAAACAUGAGAACAACAAGAGAGAUCAGAGGAAAAAUUUACACCAGAAUAAAUGGCAUGUCAGUGUUUAUCAAGGAGUCUCCAAUAGUACAGACUUAAUGGAAUUCCAACGGGGUGUUUAGGUGCCAUUCGUGCCUCAGGCAAAGGCUAACAGUUUGAUAUUUAAACAGAUCAAAUGUGAGACCAUUAUCAACAGACCACCACUCAAUAUGAGACAAGAACUCAUUCAUUUCAGGCGGAUGUAAAGAGGGAUAAAUCGCCAUACAUACAGCACGACCGCCCACAUGUUUAACAAAAACGUUUUCUGUGGAAGAUGGCAGAUCAUGUAGAAUAAACAAGAAAAACAGAAGGAAAAGAAUAGCUAUUUGUGACACAUCUCCACGAGAGAGUAGGAACGUCUAAACUUCCAUCCAAACAGUGUACUGUUCCCUUCCAGAGGAGUAGGAAUAUAUCCAGUUGACUGUCAAACUGUCAGUGUUGACGUUGGUUAACUUGUUAAGUAGUUGUCUUGGAAUACAGUCAAAGGCAGGGGGUAUAGUCCAGAAAAGAGCAUCGAACGUACUUGUUAUCCCUUUCUAAACUGAACAUUAUAUUAUGACUCAGAACAACAACAGUAUCUAAGGUGCUCCUUUUGCAUUUGUAAGAAAACUGACACAGACCGAUGGGUUUUACUAGUGCAAGUUGAAGUGAGAGUAGCAAUAAUGUUUCUACUGACUUGAGGAAAGGUGAAAUUAUCGUUAUGGGUCUAAAUUUCACAUUCGUAUAGCCUGAUACUUUCCUAGUUAUUGGGGUUACCUUUAGCUUUCUCCACAUUUUAGGCAUGAGAUUAGUUGCGAAGAUGGUAACAGACAACCAUCGCAACACUAAAUCCUGUACAAAAGUGCACCAGUUUGAGUUGGGGCGAAUCGUGAUAUCACAAAAAACAAUGGCAAAUAAGUAACACCAAAGUAAGAAAUAGGCGUAUGAGUAGAAAAAGUGAUGGACCUAUUACGUAAAGAACAUAGAGUGGAUUUAAUUACGUGUCUAACCAAUCGUAUUUAAGUUGUAUUACAACUUAUGAAUAAGUAUGACACCACGAAGGUGCUUCUCAUAGACAACAAAGUCCUCAAAUAACGCUGAUCAGGAGCGUAAAUUGAGAGGAAAAAACAACAUCGGCACCCAAGAUGAUAUUCAAGAAGUAAAGAGGAUAAUACUAUAGGACGGCAGCAAAAUUAUGAGGUCGAGUUUAUUUUCAUAAAAGCCCGUCGCUCGCCGACCAUAUAAGGAAAUAGAAACAGAAAACGAUUACGAUCUCUCUUCUUAAAAUAGGAAGAUUCCAUAACAGCACAUUUUUAGGUGAUGAUCCUGUUAGGCUAAACGUCACUGAAUCCACUUCCAGCGCAGCUCAUACACAAUCUUAUUUGGAUUCAAAAAUUUGGGACAUGUCCCAUGACUGCUACGGUCACACGCGCAUAGCAACUAUAAACUGGUUGCUUUCUACCACCAAACCUCACAACUAGAGUGAAAUACUAACACAAACUUCAAAGUUGUGCUGACAGUAAAAUAAACUCGAAGAGAUUGUAAUUUACGAGACAUUAUCGCUCGUUAUUAAAACAAAAGAACCUGAUGCCAGAGUGGAUUUGAGGACCAACAAAAUAAAAUUGUACGCCAGGAUAUUGGAACACGGACUUUAAAUCUUGAAUUGUGUUCAGCCAAAACACGUCUGAUGAAUAAAAGAUGUUUACAACAACAGUACCAGUUGAGAGUGGCUGAGUAGAUGUUUUAAGUACCAUAGCUUUCAGUGUUGAUUUUAAAACCAAUUAACUAAUAAGCGACAGAGAAAUACGUGACUCACGAGAAUGCGCACACUACUUCAGAC